UUCGUUCAUUCUGGUCUCUGCUCGACCCAGCAGAGGUCGUCAGAACCUCUAUUAGCUGCUUGUCAUUGUGCCUCAUCACUUGUUCGCCUUCAGUCGCAACCGUUCUGGUAACAGGCGUGAUCUCUUUCUGAAGGGACACAUCUCCAUCCCCCGCCUGCGUUUAUUUCUGUCGCAAGGAUGACCAUCAGAGAGCGGAACAUUACAGCUUCGACACCGAACUAAAUGGACUCUAAAAUGAACAGCUUGUGAACACGGGCGCAUCCUCUGCCCGCACGGCGCAUUCAUUUCCCAGUGUGUGCGUUUCGACGGGCAUCUUCGCUGAAGACGCAUCGCCUUUAAAGUUUCAAUGCUGCUGUUCGGGCCAUCAAAGCGACACAUAGGAGAAGACCACACUUUGGGAACUGGAAAGGACUGGUUAUCAAAUGUCUUUUGAGGGUCCAAUACUGUUGAGCAUAUACAGGAUAGACAGAUGGCCUCAAGAAUUACGUGUAACCAUUCCUACAUCUUGGUUACCGGUGGGGAUGACAAGCCACGGGCUCUGGGUUGGUCGGAAUGUAUAGAUGCUGGGAUUGGCUUCACCUUGUCUGUACAGAUGAACGGCAAGAUAUUUGGCCAGGAAGGAGUGAUGACCAAGAGUCUCUUGGCGUUUGGGAUGAUGUUACUGCUUGUGCAGUCGGUUUUUGCCAUUGAUGACACGGGACGCUACGAGUCCUUGGGCCAGUCGGCUCUGCAGCGAGAACCGUCCGGUGCCUCCAACGUGUCGGCCACCUUGGCUUCGGUGGUGGAGGUGUCUUCAGCGACGGCGGAGGUGUCUCCAUCAGCUGCAGGUGAGGAUGAUGUGGCCAGGUCUGUCGGGAGCGUCCGACAGGAGGCCGUCUACUUAUCGCCCGUGCUCACUCUGGCGGCCGGGACUGACACAGAGCCUCGAGCAUUAGUGCAGUCGCUCCCCACCUCGCUCGGCAACAGUGGCCAACCGACCAAUCGGAAACCCGCAGAAGAGCCCGCCAAAAACACAGACCCUCCGUCCACGGCCCCCAAGGGAAAUAACAUUGCUGUCACCAGUUCAGAGGAGGUACUUGAUUACCCACGAAAUCCUGACCUGCCUACCUCCUCACUGGCCUCCCUCUUGGACCUGGAGGAGACGGACACAUCCCCGCUGGUCAGCGCGGUGAGCUCCCUCUCCCCGGGCCUGUGGAAUAGCACCUCUCCUGCUGCAGGGGCGAACACAACCUCGCCCACGACCGCGUCUCCAAGCGGCCCAGACACUGUGACCACUGAUAGUCUCCAGCUCACGACCGUCACCACAACGACCGUGACACCCCUGACUGUCGCCACAACGACUGUGACGCCCUCAAGCGAUGCCACGCCAUUGAAAGAAGUUGAGAAGGCAACGGAGGACGCCAUGACAAGGACGAUGACGGUCCUGCCUUCCACGACCACAGAGCAGGUGUCUACCUCUGCUAAAACCACCGCCGUGGCAACUGAUCCCAUCACGACCAAGCCACCAACGACACUACCACCAACAACAACAACAACCACGACCACAACAACAACAACAACAACAACAACAACAGCACCAACAACAACAACAACAACAACAACAACAACAGCUCCACCUCCGACCACCCUGUUGACGACAACAACUACGACCACUACCAGUGCUCCAACCACAACAACGAGCGGGACUGUGAAAAACAUCCCAGGACCUACCUCCGAUGGCACCACCUUCACCUCUGACAAUGCACCUCUACCUUGCAACAUCACUGAACGGAUGUUAGUUAAAACAGUUUUGUCCAUUCAGAUGACGCGGAACAGGCUGGAGCACCCCAUGAAACUGAACCUGCUGAAAGGCCUCUCCCAGGCGCUACAGAAGGCCCUCAAUGACAGCGACAUACGAGUGCAGAUUGAGAAGGAGGUGUGCAACACCUCCAAUGUGACUCUGGGCUACUAUGUGGCGAGUGACAAGACUGUGUACAUAGCAUCAGUGGUGGUGGAUGCCCUGAACGCAUAUGGCUUCGACAAGCUGCUCACGGACAUACGGCAGCAUGUCCCUGUGGUGGAGGCCAUGCUCCUUCCUGUCGACCCCUGGCUGGACAGCCCAGGAGUACACCUGCAGCUGAGAACCGUCCUGAGGUUUGUCAGCUCAACAGACAAAAUUAGGUCUUGCAGCUUCACGCAAAUGAUGGAGCAACGUUUGGAGAGCGCUCUCGCCGAGGCGCAGGACAAAGGAGAGAACACCUAUGGCUCCCUCACGGUGGAGAUCCAGGGGGCGUACCAGGCAGAGGGGUCACCCUCGGUGUACCUCAUCUAUGUCGUCCGGAAUGGGAGCUCCAUCCUCAACGGCACCGUCUCCAGUGGUCUCCUCAACCAGCUGACUGCAGAGGUGGUGGGCUACUUCCUGUUGUAUCCACCACUGAUCAUCGCUGAACCCCUGGAAUACCACAACCUCAACACCUCCGUGGCCACUAGAGAAUACUGGGUAAUCACAGUAAUUCAGGACGUGGACAGCUCCACUCUGGAGGCGAGCUAUCAGAGCUUUGCCAGUUUAAUGGAGCAGCGUCUGGCCGAGCUCUUCCUGGUGGCCAGCCGUCACGGCCUGCGCUUCAGGAGAGCAGCCACUGUCGAAGGGUACACUGUCCAGAUGGUUAACAUACGGCGGCUCCCUGGCCCAAAGAAUCCCGCCGAGAUGACCUACUACGUCCAGCUGGAUGGUGUGCCAAUCACUGGCACCUCUACAGCCAAGACCUUGAACACGGUGGACUCACAGACCAUGGCGCUCACCCUGGGCUACUUCGUCCAGCUGCAGGCAGACCCCGUGGUGAAAAGCCUGCCGAGCAACCUGUGGAUCAUGGCGGUGUUGACGCCCGUCUCCCUGGUGAUGGUCCUUAUCGUCAUGGCGGUGGCCCUCGUGUGCCGCAGGAACCGGUCCGUCUUCAAGACCAGCGCCUUCCGGGGCUUCCACCCACGUACCAAGACAUCAUAUCGGAGGGAGGGCAGUUAUCACCACCAGCCAGUGCAGGGCUUCGACUACGCCAAGAAGCACAUGGGCCGACCGGGCGAGGAGCCUCUGUCCGUCACCAAGGAGACGCUGGUGCUGUCCCUGCCUGUGCGGGACGCGCCCUUGGCUGCGCAGGACAGGGCGGGGCACCCGGACGCCGGCACGGCCUCCAAGAGACCGCAGUCCACCGAGAUGCAGAGGAGGUUGCCAAGCGAGGACGGCUCUGUCUCCAGCAACGAGUCAGGGAAGCUGAACACGGGCAGGAGCUCGUCGGCAAGGAGGGCUGCAGCAUCAAAGGGCAGCAAGGUGGACGCGCACACAAGGACCGAGCACUACGACUCCCUGACCGGCUCACUCCGACUCAUCUCCAUCAAACCCAUGGCCGCCCCGCCCACCUACUCCUAUCCGGUCUCAUCCAAUCACAGCCAAGACUCAGUCAUGCUCAACGGCGAGGCGAAUAUGGGCCUGAAGCAGAAGUCGGACAUCGAGCACUACCGCAACAAGCUGCGGCUCAAAGCCAAGCGGAAAGGCUACAGCGAGGCCGGCGUCAGCACCAGCAGCAGCAGCGGGGGCAGUGGCCACGCCUACAACCACCGCGACAGAGACCGGGACCGGCUGAGACGAGACAACGGGCCCCUGGACCUGGAGGACGCGAUCGGCCCCGCUGCAGACGAACGGAACCCGUCCACCUACAUGAAAUACCGCCGGAGUGACUCCCACACCAGGGAUCCGUCCUACUGGAGCAGGCAGUCUCUGAACAGCGUAAGUCCAGUGGAGACGGAGAUGGACCUGCUGGUGAUGAGAGAGAGGUCCAGGAGGGGCAUCCGCAACAGUGGCUAUGACGGUGAGCCCGAGCCCUUCGAGGAGACCGACGUGGACCGGCUGAUGAGCUCGCUGGGCUUUGGCGGCGGAGUGGUCGGAGGCGUUGGGGCUGUGAGCGUGGGCGUGGGUGGGAAGGGCCACUCGGAUUCCUCCACGCUGAGCUCGCAGCCCUCCAUUGACGAGGUGCGGCAGCAGAUGCAUCUGCUCCUGGACAGCGCCUUCGGCCUGGCGCCCGCCGAACCCUCGGCCGUGGUGGCCUCCUCCUCCGCUGCCGCCGUCGGCGUGACCGCCAACGGGCACCCCCAUCACCACCACCACCACCACCACCACCACGGCCAGCACAGCUCCUACGCCGCCCACCACACCAGCCCUUACGCGGAUGGAGUGACCAGCGCCCCGGGGACCAUGAACCACCCGGCCGCCGUCCUGCAGAGGGGCUCAUCCUUUGAACCGGACAUGCACCAAUGUAGCCUGCCCAAACCAGCGGAGCAGGGCUUCAGGUUCACCCAGCUUCCUGACAUGGGUUUGGGCUCGCCACCCCCUCUAAUCCCCGCCAGGCCUGGGCCCCCUCCUGGAACCUCCCUGAGGCGCUCCACUCCCGACGUCAGCCUGAAGCCCAGAGUGUCUGAGGCGUCGGACCUGCCGAGUCAGCACAACGGAGCCCCCUACCUGCCACUGAACAGAGCACCCUUCCCUGCUGUCACUGUGGACCAGUCCUUGACAAGCUACUCAGGAAACCCAAUGACAGCAGUCUACGCCAUAUCUGCCAACCGGCCCGGAUACUCUGACUACUUUGUUGUCCCUCCGUCGUCAUCUUACCGAAGCCCCUCCUGGAUGUCCUACCCCCCAGAGCCCGAGGAUCUCACUCACCAGUGGAACGACACCGUAAAGAACCAGUGUCACUUGGAGACCAUCUGCUGAAGCGUGCCGGUCGCUAGCACAGAGAGGAUAUAACAAGACACCUGGUACACUACAAGGCCUCACUCCAUCUGCGGAGCCCCAGAACAGUUUUACUGCUCUCUCUCGUUCUCUCUCUCUCUCUCGUUCUCUCUCUCUCUCUCUCAAUCUCUCUCUCCCUCUGUCUCUCUCUUUCCCUCUCUCUCUGGCCUGGUUUGGUCCGCUCCCCUGUGGGGCCCCAGCGCUCCUCUCUGCCCUCGGCGCCUCACCUGCCCUGCCCAGCAGAGCCUUGUAGAACACACAGACGAAGCCAUGUCCCAGCCUCUGCCUGGGCAACCUGUUGCGGCUGCUCACGCAGGCCAAACUGUGUUUUCUUUUAUUCUUUAUUGGCUUUUUCUCCCUUUUUUAAUUUUCUGCUUUCUUGAUUAUUUGAAUCUUUGAAUAAUUGAUAGAAACAAGUGUAUUUUUUCCAGUGAUUUAUUUUUUACUUUUGUCCUUUAACCUUCUUAGUUUCUAAGUGUUGGGUAUCAGUGUACUUUAUUGUGUUAUUUGCUCUCAUGCAUUGCAAUUUCUUCAUGCAAAGGUAAAUAUUACAGGCUUACUGCAGGUGAUACUUUUGUGCACUGAAUUUGGAACAAGAAAAAGAAACAUGGUGUCUGAGUAAUAAGGUUCCUUGAUCUGAAGAGAAUGUUGCUAACAUGCUAAUAACAUCCUCAUAACCUCUCUCAGCCGCUUGUGAUGUUAACGUCUCCAUUUUGUCUUCUGCUGAAGAAACAUGCUAUUGUCUCGUUUUGUUUCAUAAACUGCGCCAGUGGGAUUGUGCCCUGCACCAUUGUGAUUUGGCUGUCUUUGAGACCUCUGUUCAUGUUUAACAAGAAUUGGGGGUAGGGGUGGGUGUAUGGAGUGUUGAGGUGUUUUCUUUUCAGACGAGGGCUGAUAUUAACUAAUGUGCUUUUCUGUACUCCUGCUCAUUCGCCACAGGCGGGUGAAGCUUUUGUUUUCAACGUUCUGCCUUAUAUCUCAAAGGUACCAAAAUGUAGAUUACUAAUUUCAGAGCCUAUGGGAUAGUGUUUUAGAAAAACAACCCUCUGAGACUGAACUUAAAUCUUACCGUAUACCAGCAAUAUAUGAGAUAUCACGUUUCAAAGUCGUAAUGAUUAAAACUUGAAUUUAUUGCAUAACUUUUACGACGACCCAUGCAAAUGUUAAAUAGACAAUUUGUGUUAAGAAUAAAAGGGAAAUUUAAUGCCAACCAGAGGGCCUAAUAAGUCAGGAUACAGACCAGUUCCAGUGUUAUGUGCAAUGAGGAAAGUGCUUUCCAUAAAGGUGAAUACUGUGUUACAAAGUCUGCUUUUUUGGGCAUGUGUUCUUUCAAGAACUAAUGGUUUUUUGGAUGCAUGCUCUCUGAGAAUGUUUCAUGCCAUGGCUCUGUAUGCAAGAUAGCUUUGGAUGUGGAAUCCACAUUCCCAUCUUUCUAGAGAGAAAUGGAGAUCCAGAGCUAGUGUUGUUAGUGUUACUACUCUCCCAUGGGAGGUUGACUUCUCGUUUCGAAAUGCCAGUAUUCAAGAUGAGAGUGUUUCCCCUCCACAUAGGUAUUCUUUUUUGUUUUUAAAGGGAAUCAUUGCCAGAAGCAUUCUGCUCAGUGUCUUGGAAUCUAUUCCUGUGAUCAUCAAUCUGUGAUAGAUUGAGUCUAAACUGGAAAUUCUUCUUCAUCUUAUAUGUUGUACUGUACUGUAUAUGGGAUGUUUAGAAAAACAAAUCUCGGUUAUCUCUUUUGUAACUGGGUAGAGAUGAGGCGGUGGUGCUUCGAUGGUCACUAUUGCUACUCAGUUUUAUACUGUAAAAUACUUUUCCUUUUUCCUUUCUGGACUAUUUUUGUAUUAAUUAAUUGGAUAAUUCGCUGACCCCCUUUCUUUUGAACAGGUAGCAUUUCAACAGCGUUUGUUGCCUAUUUGCAGUACAGUCAUCUUACAAGGAUAUUAUUUCAAAGUGUAAAAAACGGAAGUAGACCUUAGUGUGAACUUAUGUGGGGAAAAAGAAAUAUGCUAUGUAUGUAUUUCCACGACUCGUAUAUACUAAGAUGUCAACCUUGAUUUCCACACAUUCAUCUUUUAACAAUCCCUUUUGCCAGAUGUAUAUUUUCACCUAACAAAUCUUGUAAAAUUAACAGAUGUGAAAACGUUGCUAUUUACAAAUCAACACAGAUUUCUGUGUUGUCUCUAUGUUUCAAUAUCAUCUGUGAUGCUAUUCUCUCUCUCUCUCUCUCUCUCCCUCUCCCUCUCCCCCCUCUCUACUGUAUCUAUCUUUCACUUGUUCAUUUUAACAUGUAAAUUAAAAAAAAAUCCAAUAAUUUUACAACCAGUUACAGUCAGUUCCAUUUGUGUUUUGAGACUCAUUUUGUUUGGUUGAGUUACACAUCAAUGGAAAUAAAACAAAUAUUACAGAAAGUAUAAUAAAUUUGAUCAUUUAAAAAUAAUAAUAAAAAUGCUGAAAACA
Molecule: messenger RNA, 7213 nt
Organism: Alosa alosa (allis shad)
Lineage: Eukaryota; Metazoa; Chordata; Actinopteri; Clupeiformes; Clupeidae
Product: KIAA1549-like a
Source: RefSeq, a predicted model, not a curated record